Messenger RNA from Cyprinodon tularosa, 2064 nucleotides. Its product is annotated as cyclic nucleotide-gated channel cone photoreceptor subunit alpha-like. The coding region runs from base 277 to 2064 and encodes 595 amino acids. The transcript is spliced from 7 exons. The record is from RefSeq and is a predicted model, not a curated record. Gene Ontology annotation, biological process: monoatomic cation transmembrane transport. Gene Ontology annotation, cellular component: intracellular cyclic nucleotide activated cation channel complex; plasma membrane. Lineage: Eukaryota; Metazoa; Chordata; Actinopteri; Cyprinodontiformes; Cyprinodontidae. Gene Ontology annotation, molecular function: cGMP binding; intracellularly cGMP-activated cation channel activity; intracellularly cAMP-activated cation channel activity.
CCCUCCCCUCCAUCUCAUCUCCUGCUGGGAGCUGACUGAACACAAGGAUCUGCUCCACCAGUCGAUGCUGAGCUCAGGAGAGCAAAACCACAUCUUUAUUCACCCAGAUCUUAACUCCCUCUGGGUGCAGAUCUAGGUUUCUGGACAGGAAGGACUGAUUCUGCUUGGUACGAAGGAGGAGGAUCAGCAUGAGCUUCUCUCAGAGCUCAAACUGAAACCUGCCAUCAGAGGAUCACAUCAUCAUCAUCUCCAUCACUGACAAACAGGAUUUCAACCAUGAUGCGGUUUGGAAGGAGCAGCGUCGGUCCUGGAGAGUCCGACCCCAGCGUCCAGAGGAUGGACAGCAGCAGGUCCAAGACUAACCAGAGGCCCCUGGCUGCACUGAACACAAACAGCUCCAACAAUAAUGAUGGGAAAAAGGAAGAAAAGAAGGAUGAUAAAAAAGAUGAAAAGAAGGAUGAUAAAAAAGACGACAAGAAAGAUGAGAAAAAAGAGCCACCGAAGGAGGUGUGGAUCAUGGAUCCUGCUACGGAUACCUACUACUACUGGCUAUGCACAGUUUCCGUUCCCGUCUUCUACAACCUCAUAUUUCUCGUUGCCAGAUCGUGCUUUAAUGAGCUACAGUACAGUAAUUCAACACUGUGGAUGGUUCUAGACUACAUGUCGGAUGUCAUCUACUACAUGGACACCUAUGUGAGAGCCAGGACAGGUUUCCUGGAGCAAGGACUGCUUGUGAAGGAUGAAAAGCUCCUAAAAGAAAAGUACAUGAAGACGCGGCAGUUCAAGUUAGACCUCAUCUCCAUCAUUCCUACUGACUUUGUGUUCCUUCAAAUCGGGGUGGACAACCCGGAGUGGAGGUUCAACCGUCUCUUCAGGCUAGCUCGACUCUUUGAGUUCUUCGACCGAACUGAAACUCGAACCAAUUUUCCGAACAUCUUCCGCAUUGCAAAUCUUGUACUUUACAUCAUCAUCAUCAUACACUGGAACGCUUGUCUUUACUUUGCCGUCUCCAAGGUACUCGGCUUUGGCUCUGACACCUGGGUAUAUCCAGACUUGAGCAAUCCGGUGUACGCUCGUCUGAGCAGACAGUACAUCUACUGUUUCUACUGGUCCACCCUCACCUUGACAACUAUCGGUGAGACUCCGCCUCCAGUCCGAGACAUAGAGUACUUUUUUGUUGUAGCUGACUUUCUCACCGGGGUUUUGAUCUUUGCAACGAUUGUAGGCAACGUGGGUGCAAUGAUUUCAAACAUGAAUGCUGCGCGAGUAGAGUUUCAGGCCAAGAUUGAUUCAAUCAAGCAGUACAUGCAGUUUCGGAAGGUCACAAAAGACCUGGAGGCUAGGGUGGUGAAGUGGUUUGACUACCUUUGGACCGAGGGGAAGUCCUGCGACGAGAAGCUGGUACUCAAGAACCUCCCUGACAAACUAAAGGCGGAGAUAGCUAUCAACGUCCACCUGGAGACGCUUAGAAAAGUGCGCAUCUUUCAAGACUGUGAGGCCGGUUUGCUUGUGGAGUUGGUUCUGAAGCUGCAACCUCAGGUCUUUAGUCCCGGUGACUACAUCUGCAAAAAGGGGGACAUAGGUAGAGAAAUGUACAUAAUCAAAGAAGGAAUGUUAGCUGUCGUGGCAGACGAUGGGGUGACGCAGUUUGUUGUCCUCAGCGAUGGGGCGUAUUUUGGAGAAAUCAGUAUCCUUGGGAUAAAAGGCAGCAAAGCAGGCAACCGGAGAACCGCCAACAUCCGAAGCGUUGGCUACUCGGAUCUGUUUGCGUUGUCAAAAGACGAUCUGAUGGAGGCCCUCACGGAAUACCCCGAUGCUAAAUAUGCUCUGGAAGACAAGGGAAGGGCCAUUCUGAUGAAAGACAAUCUCAUAGAUGAGUCCCUGGUAGCUGCUGUUGACGCCAAAGAUUUGGACGAUAAAGUCAGCGUAAUUGAAAACAGCGUGGAGGUCAUGACGACAAAACUGCAAAAGCUUAGAAAUCAAUAUGAGUCCUCUCAACGCAAACUCAAGCAGCGGCUCACUAACUUAUCAAACCAGGUCAGAACCCUUCGAGUUGAUGAGUGA